Seminavis robusta is the source of this 801-nucleotide messenger RNA. Lineage: Eukaryota; Bacillariophyta; Bacillariophyceae; Naviculales; Naviculaceae. The record is from the annotation of a GenBank genome assembly.
GACACAACUUGAUUUUUUGAUGUGGGAUGUGAAGGCUCUCAAGUGAACUGGUUGUUGCCGUUUUUUUGUUGAGCCAUGCAGAAGUGUUGGUUUGAUCACAAUUUACGGAACAGGACCAAGGAAGAAACUCAUAAAACCACACGAGCAACUUGCCACUCCAUCAACAACCAUGAUGAACUUGUUCCAAUCCGCCGAUAAUACCUCCGACCGAUCUAUGGGUUCGUCCGCGUCGUCCUUAUCGUCCUCUGCCAGCACUAGUAGUACCAGCGCAUCAUCAUCAUCAUCAUCAUCGAGCAGCCGUCGCGUGGGUUUUGAAAAUGAGACUUGGAUUUACGAAGUGCGCCAUUUGGAAACGUACACGGAGCGAGAGAAAAAAUCCAUGUGGUACAGUGAGCGAGAAUUGUGCAAACUCCGCAAAAAGAUUCGUAAGUUUGUCGAAUUGGAAAAAGACCUCGAUGAAAGCGUAGACUCUUGGCGAGGACUGGAAUUCUUUGCCAACAAGAAGAACAAGAAACGAUUCAGUCGAGAAGAAGCCGCCCUUUUGAGCGACAUGCGAGCGGCUCAGGAUUGCGCCGAAGCCUACAUGAUUUACCUAGAAACCAUGGAUGCGGAAUUUGUCAACUCGUGCUUUCACAACUAACUGAGGGAGCAGUAGUACCCAAGCCAAAACAAGAACAAGGAAUUUGGCUAGAAACAAAAGAACGGGACAGCUAACUCUCAUCACGAAAGCAAUGAAUGCAUAAUAAGGGGAUCAUAAUAACAGGAACAAGUUUUGCUACAUACCUACAGGCACACUUUGAC